Alternaria conjuncta is the source of this 1056-nucleotide messenger RNA. RefSeq lists its product as uncharacterized. The record is from RefSeq and is a predicted model, not a curated record. The coding region runs from base 1 to 1056 and encodes 351 amino acids. NCBI's taxonomy places the organism in Eukaryota, Fungi, Ascomycota, Dothideomycetes, Pleosporales, Pleosporaceae. The transcript is spliced from 2 exons.
AUGACGUAUGUGCUCAAUCCACUCCCUCUACUCUCGUACUUCACUGCGGCUUUGGAACAACUCACAACUGCUAUGGCGGACGACCGUACUAUCGCACUUAAGACGCAGAUUUGCAACGCAGCAGUCGGCCAGCAGCAGUUGCGACCGAUAUUCACAUCCUUGAACGGAGACAAUUCAUGGCUUCUUUCCUUCCCACGACCCGUAGAAGAGCGGAUUACCAGCGGGAAAGCGUACUACCACAUCGUACAUGACCCAUGGUUCAACGGUGCUGUCAAUCUAUUGGGGAUAUGGCUAGCAAGCUUCAGCCUGUCGUCUCCACCCGCCGUCAACAACGGAAGCGAUGUAGAAGGCAUUGCGCGCGACGUCGAAGCUGCAGCCGCAGACGCCGGGAUCCUUCCUACCACAGCACCCAUCACUCAAGAUGCUUCACCGAUCGAUGCGAUCUUCGUCCGCUUCCACUACGACGACCACCUGCACAAGCCGACACUGCUGACUUUCGCGUCAAGCAUACCCGUGUUCGCGACAACAGAAGCGAGCGCGAUCAUUCGCCGCUGGAACCACUUCGACAACAUCAUCACCACCCAAGACCUGGAGCCGGGUCUCUUCGACGGCGACUGGACAUCGCUGCAUCCAGGCAGCCCAUUACCAACCUGGCUAACCGUCUUCCGAGCCCGCGGCCACCACGAGCUUAACUUCGCCAGCGCAAUCAUUUACACGCCUUCACCGGACGUACACGAAGCGACUCUUUUGCGAAGAUCGUCGCCGGACUUCAAGGUGCUUGCUCUGCUUCACGGUCUCAAAGAGAGCUGGACGUUCAACUGGCAGACCACGUUCGGCGUUGCGACUGGGUUGGAGUUGCAAAGGCAGACGGACGCGAAGUACUGGAUUGCGACACACAACUCGCCGCUGAGGUAUCGAGGGCUGCUGUGGAUGAUUGUUACGGAUAUCUCCCGAACGCUGGAGUGGGCGCUAGGCAAAGAGAACGCAUCGGAUUUAGAACAAAAGGAAGUCAAUGUCGUGGGCGUAGAGAACGGCGGAUUCUUCGUGCUAAAGUAG